UCAUCAAAAUAUAUAAGUAUUAUCUGCGAGUGCAUUAUUGUUGGAAAAAAUAUAACGUUUUUUCAAUUACUUCUGCUUGGUGUGAAGUUAAGUUGUCGGGGAUUGGUGUACGUCAGAGUUUAAAAGUAUAUCGAUAGCCCCAGCCUGAAAAGCGAAACUCGAGGUGUUUUGAUACUUGCGACUUGCCGUAGUUCAGGAAUCCGGAAGCAGUGCUGCUGUCAUCUAACUAACCAAACAAACAUGGGCUGAUUUUGGACGUCAUUAAGAGGCGUAGUCCUCCAUAUGCAAGUCGAGAGAAGGUGACUGGAAGAACUUUCCUGUAUUUGUUGAAGCUUUUUUUUACAUCAGCCAUGGCUCUGGAGGAAGAGGAGCUGACCGUCAAUGAGCCCAAAGAGGUGGACAUAUGUACACCUGUGUGCUGCCUGGGUUACCUGUCCGGCAUUAACCUCGUUGUGGCGCUAUGCGUUGGCAUGUACGUUCGCUGGGACGUGACGAGUGAACCGACGAUUCUGGUCAUCUUCAUCCUCGGCCUCGUCGUCCUGGGGAUCGCCAGCAUCCUCCAUUACUACUUUUCCAUGAAGAACGCGAGUCUCAGCUUGUUCCAUUUGUGGGUCGGCUUCCUGCUCGGCCUCGUCUGCUUCCUCAACAGCUCCAGCUUGACUUCCAAUGUCAUCGAACUGGUCGCCAACUAUCUCCUGUUGGCCAGCGCAAUAAUUAAAACGAUGUGGGCUUUAAGUGAGCGAAUAUUCAGCUCCAUCCGCCACAAACCCACCUUGCUCACAUCAGCUGAGCUACUCGAGCUCCUGGGAUUUGGCGUUGCCAGCAUGUGCAUGCUUCUUAACAAGUCGGCGGCCAUUAUGGGUUUGGUGGUGGCCCUGGGGGCUCUCAUUGUGGACCUGAGGAUGAAAUCCCUCCUGGCUUUGCCUAACCUGGCCAGUUUUGCCUUGGUCACCUCUCUCGUGUUUUUCCAGGCCUUAGGCAUUACAGCCAACCCUUAUGCCCUAGGCUGCUACCUGGGCAGGCUGCUGUGUGAGCCUGUGUUGGAUGUGUACUUCAGCGCUCUGGGGCCGAGCGAGCGCUGGAUGCCAGUGCUCUCCCUGGGGAGUGUGUGGAGGAGGCUGUCCCUGCUGCCGCUGAGUCUGAUUGAGCUGGCCUUCUUUGUCCUGGCUGCUUUAAAGCUCGGCCACUUGGAGCUCUGGUAUCUGGUGAUUCCAGGCUUCUGUCUGUUUGCCGUUUUCUGGAUCAUCUGCCACGUCAUCUUGCUGUUGACCAUAUGGGGCUUCCACACCAAGUUGAGUGAUUGUCAGAAGGCUUGGCAGGCUCAGCGAUCCAUAAGCCGGAGUCUCAACCAAGUCAUGGCCUCCAAAGGCAUCCGACACUUCUGCCUCAUUUCAGAACGCCUGGUGUUCUUUAGUAUCCUGUCAACGGUCACACUGGGAGCCGUUUCCUGGCAGUCCUCCAACGGCCUCUUCCUCUGUGCUCUGCUCGUGGUGCUGCCUUUGGAGUCGCUCGCCCACGGCUUCUUCCACGAGCUCGGCAGCUGCCUGGGGGGAACCUGCGUUGGCUACGCCCUGAUCAUACCUACUGCUUACUGCAGCGCCGAUGGCCAGCCCACCCUCCUGCCCCCUGAGCAGGUCCAACAGAUGAACCUGCGCUCAACGGGGAUGCUGAACAACGUGCAGCGCCUCUUCUCCCACCACAUGAUCCAGACGUUCGGCUGCGACUACUCCACCAGCGGCGUCACGCUGGAGGCCGUGCAGACGAAGCUGCGCAGCUUCCUGGAGCUUCGUACUGAUGACGGGCCCCGCCACGACACCUAUUUGAUUUUCUACAGCGGGCAUUCACUCAAAGGCACCGGCGCUUGGGCUCUGGCUGGAGGCGAGAGCCUCCCCCUGGCCCAGCUGCUGGAGUUGUGGAAGGAGAAGAACGCGGGCCACUUCUCCCGGCUCAUCCUCGUCCUGGACACUGAAAACUCCCUCCCCUGGGUGAAGGAGAUCCGCAGGAUGGAGGGCAGCUAUGUCGCCGUGCAGGGGGCGGAGCUGUCGGUCAAGGUGGACCCAGAAUCUGGAGACGCCCCCCUCCUCGGGGACUUCACUUCCGAAUGGGUGGAGUUCAACUGCAGCCCGGACAGCGACACCCAGUGGUCGGAAAAGGGAAGGACCGUGGUGGCCGCGUACGGCGUGUCCAAGCGCUGGAGCGACUACACGCUCCACCUGCCCACUGGCAGUGACGUGGCCAAGCAUUGGAAGACCCACUUUCCCAAUGUUACAUAUCCCAUGGUGCACCUCUCCAACUGGUGCUGUGGCCUCAACCUGUUCUGGCUGUGUAGCGUGUGCCUGCGCUGCUUCCGGAGGUGUAAGCUGGCUUGGUUCCCACCGUCUGUACUGGACACCGGGCAGGGCAUUAAACUGGUGCAAUCUUAGAUAACGCCACAUGUUGAUGUGUACAUUCUGAUGCUGAUAGUUAAAAAAAAAAAAUUUUAUAAACCGCUGGGUACGAGGUGUUUUAUAGACUGAACAAAUUAUACUUGUAUACCUGUAAUGCACAAACAGGCAUUGGGUUUAGCCUCGUGAGCACAACGUGGCUGUCGGUCAGAAAGGUUAUUCAACAACUACCAAAUCAUUUUUGCAUUAUGCUUAAUUGCUAGGAUGCAGAGACAUUGUGCUGUUAUUAUAUUAUAGGCUCAAUAUUGUACAGCCCAAAAUGAGGGGAUGAAAACAAAUGCAGAAAUCAUUUAUUCUAUGCUUUGGGAAAUCACAUUAAUGGCGAUUUAACUAUAUUUAGUAUGUAGCUGUGGUUUAUUAACAUAUGAGCUAAACGACCAAAUGUUGUGUAAAUAUAUUAUAUUUUAGGGCUGAGUGAUAUGUUCUUGAAUACUAUUUUUCUAUUACUGCAAAACAAUUGGAAAGGUUUCCGGUUCUCUUUUUUUACAAAGUUUUUUCCAAUUUUUAUUUUGCAAUAUCUGUGUCUCAAAGUGCCUCCAAUAUAGAUUUCGAUCUUUAA
Messenger RNA from Pseudoliparis swirei, 3003 nucleotides. It is a transcript of the gene tmem168a, whose product is annotated as transmembrane protein 168a. The coding region runs from base 351 to 2423 and encodes 690 amino acids. The transcript has 6 exons. NCBI's taxonomy places the organism in Eukaryota, Metazoa, Chordata, Actinopteri, Perciformes, Liparidae. The record is from RefSeq and is a predicted model, not a curated record.